Molecule: messenger RNA, 2101 nt
Organism: Mugil cephalus (flathead mullet)
Lineage: Eukaryota; Metazoa; Chordata; Actinopteri; Mugiliformes; Mugilidae
Product: neuropeptide Y receptor type 1-like
Exons: 2
Coding region: 244-1587 (447 amino acids)
Biological process (GO): G protein-coupled receptor signaling pathway
Cellular component (GO): neuron projection; plasma membrane
Molecular function (GO): neuropeptide Y receptor activity; neuropeptide binding
Source: RefSeq, a predicted model, not a curated record
GCCCAAUUAUAGCUGCGCUCCCCUCGCUCCUGUCUCUGACAGAAAUGUUCUGGUUGCUAUGAUGUUCAGCUCCUUCUCCAACUCUCAUCUCUGUGGAUCAACACCUGUUCGGAGCGUCGCUUCUUUCCAUCACCUUGGCGUCACAGAAACUCUUUCUCCCGCCAACCCCUCACAUGCUCGUGUUCAGAGGACUGGGAUGGAUGGUUUGAUCCAGGUGCCUGGCGACACUGAAGUCCUGGUGAGAUGUCCUUGAGUGGCAACACGAGCCAGUCUUCUUUGUCAACGUCGCCGCUGCCCCUCGUCUUCAACAGCUCCGGCUCUCAAUAUUCGCUGUCACGGGAGAAGGAACGAGCCGGGCACGAGUCUGUGCAAGAGUGGCUAGGGAAUAACACCCAGCUCUUCUCAGACCUAUCCGUCAUUGACCAGGAUGAGCAGUGCCAUAUGUCUUCUGUCCUCACAGCAUGUCUAGUGGUGUGGUACAGUGUGACAAUGGUGCUGGGGCUGGUGGGGAACAUGGGUCUCAUUUGCAUCAUCACCCGUCGCAGAGAAAAAAUCAAUGUCACCAGCAUUUUCAUUUGCAAUCUGUCAUUCUCUGACAUUCUGGUGUGCGUCUUCUGCCUCCCCUUCACUGUCAUAUACACACUCAUGGACCACUGGGUGUUUGGGUCGCUGCUGUGCCGGUUGGUGCCCUUCAUCCAGUGUGUGUCUGUGACUGUGUCUGUGCUGUCUCUAGUGUUCAUAGCUCUAGAAAGACAUCAGCUCAUCAUUAAUCCCUCUGGCUGGAAACCAAGCAUUCCUCAGGCCUACACGACGGUCACUCUAAUUUGGAUUCUGGCCUGUUUCACCUCUUCACCUUUCUUGGCCUUUCAACUGCUCACAAAUGAGCCCUAUACUAAUGUAAUCCUGCCACUGCAUCACCAAGCUUCUCCUCAGUCUUAUCUGAAUGCAUCUGCGACUCAACCUGUCUCCUACACAUUCAAAAACUCAUCUGUGCUUCUAAAUUCAUACCGCUCCCUCUUUUCUUACGUCCCCACCUCUCCACACAUGGAAGCCUGCGUGGAGCACUGGCCAUCGCAGGGACAUAGGGUCGCUUACACCACAUGGCUCCUACUGUUCCAGUACUGUGGUCCUCUGUUGUUGGUCCUGCUGUGUUAUGUUAGAGUUUUUGUGCGCCUCCGCCGCCGCAAAGACAUGCUGGACCGUGCCAGGACGCCAGAGAACCAGCGUAUAGCCCACAGCCGUCGAAUCAACAUCAUGCUGGUCGCUCUCAUAACAGCCUUCGCUCUCUGCUGGCUCCCGCUCACCAUCUUCAACGUGGUGUCAGACUGGAACCAGGAGGCUCUGCCGAUUUGCCACCACAACCUGCUUUUCUCCCUCUGCCACCUGCUGGCCAUGUCCUCCACCUGCAUCAACCCGAUCAUAUACGGAUUCCUCAACUCCAACUUCCGCCAAGAGGUGAGAGAGAUCCUCCUGCACUGCCGCUGUUUGCCACAAGAGGAAGAGUGUGAGCGCUUUCCCAUGUCCACUGUUCACAUGGAGGUGUCCCGCACAUCUGUACCUCCUCCGUACAGGAGCAACUCCGUCUGACUUUCAAGCUACAACCUAAAUGGUGGUCGCAUCACAACUGUACAAUUGCUGGACUAACGUUGUUCUACCUUUAAUGGCAUUUUGAAGUGUGAUAUUUUGUCAGUGGUUUAAAGUGAGGUGUGCACCGUGUUGGUUUAUCUGAUUCUGCAGUAAACCCUAAUUGUAAAAGGACUGUGUUGAAAAAAACAUGUUUCAAAAGAAGGUAUGCUUUAAAUUAAUCAGUUGCUGUGUUCAAAUAUUACGCUUCAUGCUAUGUAUUAUUUGCUACAGUAUUUUGCUUUCUUUGUUGUUUAUAUAAACAGAAAAUUAUACAGCAUGUGCCCAACUGGGUGUCAGUUCCCUGGGGGUCAUCUUUAACACCAUUACUGACUUGACUACUGCUACUGUAUUUCUUACAUUUCAGUACUCCUUUUGUAUUUAUGGCAUUUGCUUUGUGAAAUCUGUGAGUGAACUUUUACAGCAAACACAAGGUAUGUUUUGUUUUGUGAUUUAUGCGACUAAUAAAGGUAAAAAA